CUUGUUCGUUCCUCGCUGUCCUCCUCCUGUUCUCACUAUGAGCGGAAACGUGAAAAAGGGUUCUCCAUCCCGGGUAACUGAGUGGAUCAGCUCGACAUAUCGGUUUGCGACAGACCGAAACGACUUUAGAAGGAAUCUUCUGGUUAACCUUGGUUUGUUUGCUGCCGGAGUCUGGGUCGCCAGAAACCUCUCAGAUUUUGACUUGAUGUCUCCCCAGCCGGUGACUUAACCGUAGCUGCAGAUCCCGACCAAAAACAGGAUGAUGGAGUCUUGGACCAACAAAGAAGAAACGAAGGACUUGAUGAAAUACUUGGAAAA
This is a messenger RNA of Girardinichthys multiradiatus, 318 nucleotides long. It is a transcript of the gene tomm6, whose product is annotated as translocase of outer mitochondrial membrane 6 homolog (yeast). The record is from RefSeq and is a predicted model, not a curated record. Gene Ontology annotation, cellular component: mitochondrial outer membrane translocase complex. Lineage: Eukaryota; Metazoa; Chordata; Actinopteri; Cyprinodontiformes; Goodeidae. The transcript has 3 exons. The coding region runs from base 38 to 229 and encodes 63 amino acids.